Molecule: messenger RNA, 3929 nt
Organism: Bacillus rossius redtenbacheri
Lineage: Eukaryota; Metazoa; Arthropoda; Insecta; Phasmatodea; Bacillidae
Gene: AP-1-2beta
Product: AP-2 complex subunit beta
Exons: 19
Coding region: 280-3075 (931 amino acids)
Biological process (GO): intracellular protein transport; vesicle-mediated transport
Cellular component (GO): clathrin adaptor complex; membrane coat
Molecular function (GO): clathrin binding
Source: RefSeq, a predicted model, not a curated record
CUUUAAUUUGUCAUGGCUCCUUAUAAAUGCGAAGUAAUAUUUUUGGUGUUCAAUGUUUGCUGCUCUGUGUAUGUUUUUGACUGUGGUUUUUAAUCAGAUAAAUAAGGCGUGAAUGUGGAAUUUGUGUAUUACCGCAUAAAAUUUCAGUGAUUUUAGUACACAAUCAGUUGGCUACAGUUGCACUAAACAAAGAGAUACAAGAUUGCUGGUAAACAAUGUGUGGUGGCAGCGGUGUGAAAACACAGGUUUGUUUUUGAUGUAAUUGAAGACCAUUAAGACAUGACUGACUCAAAGUACUUCACCACCACGAAAAAAGGAGAAAUAUUUGAACUAAAAUCUGAAUUGAACAAUGAUAAGAAGGAAAAGAAAAGAGAAGCAGUGAAAAAGGUCAUUGCAUCUAUGACAGUGGGGAAAGAUGUUUCAGCACUUUUUCCAGAUGUUGUCAACUGUAUGCAAACUGACAAUUUGGAACUGAAGAAACUGGUUUACCUGUAUCUCAUGAACUAUGCUAAAAGCCAACCAGAUAUGGCUAUCAUGGCCGUCAACACGUUCGUCAAGGAUUGCGAAGACCCUAACCCACUGAUCAGAGCUCUUGCUGUGCGUACCAUGGGCUGCAUUCGUGUUGACAAGAUAACUGAAUAUCUGUGUGAGCCUUUGCGCAAGUGCCUAAAAGAUGAAGAUCCGUAUGUUCGCAAAACUGCUGCAGUGUGUGUGGCCAAGUUGUACGAUAUCAACGCUCAACUUGUAGAGGAUCAAGGGUUUUUGGAUCAACUGAAGGACCUGCUUUCAGACUCUAAUCCUAUGGUUGUAGCUAAUGCAGUUGCAGCUCUGUCAGAAAUAAAUGAAGCAAGCACUAGUGGGUCUCCCUUGGUAGAGAUGAAUGCCCAGACUAUCAACAAGCUGCUUACUGCCCUUAAUGAAUGUACUGAGUGGGGGCAAGUCUUCAUCUUGGAUUCCCUCGCAAACUACACUCCUAAAGAUGAUAGGGAAGCACAGAGCAUUUGUGAGAGGAUCACUCCACGACUUGCUCAUGCGAAUGCUGCUGUUGUGCUAUCUGCAGUAAAAGUACUAAUGAAGUUUAUGGAACUUCUGCCUUCAGAGUCAGAAUUUGUUUCUACUCUCACCAAGAAGUUGGCACCACCUCUUGUAACCCUUCUGUCUUCCGAGCCUGAGGUUCAAUAUGUUGCCCUAAGAAACAUUAAUUUGAUUGUACAAAAACGUCCAGAUAUUUUAAAGCAUGAAAUGAAAGUAUUUUUUGUCAAGUACAAUGAUCCCAUUUAUGUGAAAUUGGAGAAGUUGGAUAUUAUGAUUCGCCUGGCUUCCCAAGCCAACAUCGCACAAGUACUUUCCGAAUUAAAAGAGUAUGCUACAGAGGUGGAUGUUGAUUUUGUACGCAAAGCAGUUCGUGCUAUUGGGCGCUGUGCUAUCAAAGUGGAGCAAUCAGCUGAGCGGUGUGUCUCAACACUUCUUGAUCUUAUUCAGACUAAGGUCAACUAUGUGGUUCAAGAAGCAGUAGUUGUGAUAAAAGAUAUUUUCCGUAAAUAUCCUAACAAAUACGAAAGCAUCAUCUCCACCUUGUGUGAAAAUUUGGACACUUUGGAUGAACCUGAAGCAAGGGCUUCAAUGAUUUGGAUCAUUGGAGAAUAUGCAGAAAGAAUUGAUAAUGCUGAUGAACUACUAGAAAGUUUCCUUGAAGGUUUCCAUGAUGAGAAUACACAAGUACAGCUGCAGCUCUUGACUGCUAUUGUGAAACUGUUUCUCAAGCGGCCUACAGACACCCAAGAAUUAGUGCAGCAGGUUCUAAGCUUGGCGACUCAGGAUUCAGACAACCCAGAUUUAAGGGACAGAGGCUUCAUUUACUGGCGUUUGCUAUCGACCGAUCCAGCAGCUGCCAAAGAAGUUGUUCUUGCAGAGAAGCCCUUGAUCUCAGAAGAAACCGAUUUGCUGGAGCCAACAUUAUUAGAUGAGUUGAUCUGCCACAUUUCCAGCCUGGCAUCCGUGUACCACAAACCACCGAAUGCUUUUGUCGAAGGCAGGGGAGCAGGAGUACGCAAGAUGUUACCUGCAAGAGUGGGUUCUCAGGAAGCCAUCCUCGACUCUGGAGCAGCUCCGUCCAGCACGGGCAUCGAGCAGCCAGCUGUAAUCCCAUCCCAGGACUCGCUUAUUGGUGACCUGCUUAGCAUGGAUAUUGGAGCACCAAGCAUACCAACUCAUCAGACUUCCAUCUUCAAUACACCUCCAGUUGAUUUGCUUGGUGGUGGUUUAGACAGUUUGUUGGUUGGAUCAGAUGUCAGUGGCAGUGCAGAUGCUCCAGGGGUGUCACAGUCUACCACUGGGCUGUUGGGUGACAUUUUCAGUUUUGUUGCCACACCAACUUCAUAUUUUGCUCCGAAAAUCAACUGGCUACCUGCUGACAAAGGCAAAGGCCUUGAUAUAUGUGGCACGUUUUCCAGAAGAAAUGGCCAAAUUUACAUGGACUUCACUUUCACAAACAAAGCGAUGCAGCCAAUGGCUGGUUUUGCUAUUCAAUUGAACAAAAACAGUUUUGGCUUGACACCAAGUGCACCACUACAGGUCAUGACUCCACUGCCACCCAACAUGUCCCACGAGUGUUCAUUACCUUUGGCUACAUCUGGAGCUGUCCAGCGCAUGGAGCCUCUGAAUAAUUUGCAGGUGGCUGUCAAAAAUAAUAUUGAUGUCUUCUACUUUGCCUGCUUGGUACCAAUGAAUGUCUACUUUGCUGAAGAUGGCCAGAUGGAUAAACGUGUUUUUCUGGCCACGUGGAAAGACAUUCCAGCGCAGAAUGAAGUGCAGUUCACGUUGUACAAUAUUCAGUGCAGUGCAGAUACUGUUGUGCAGAAAAUGCAACAGAACAAUGUGUUUACCAUUGCAAAGCGAAAUGUGGAAGGUCAAGAUAUGCUUUACCAGUCUCUCAAACUGACAAAUGGCAUUUGGGUGCUUAAUGAACUGAAGAUACAGCCAGGGAACCCUAACAUAACUCUUUCCCUGAAGUCUCGGGCUCUGGAGGUUGCACAAGGAAUAUAUCAAUCAUAUGAUGCCAUUCUUCAUGCAUAACUAACAGUAUAGAAAUAAUCUUUAGAAUAAUGAAUAUUUAUUUAUUUGUACAUUUAUAUACUUACAUAUGAAUUUAUUUAACACAAUACAUUAGCAUUUCAAUGACAGAACUCAUUGGAUGUAAUGAUUGUUAUUCCAGUAGGUAAAUAUUUGUUAUAUACGUAAAGUGUUCUUUUUGUAUGAAGUUUUUCAUUGAUGUACAUUUAGGUAGAAAAUUUGAUUUUUAUUUUGAAACAUGCUACUUUUGUUUAUCAGUGACUGAGAACUAAAUAUAACACAUCUCUUCCUGUUCAUCAUGUGGGAAUAUUAGUAUUAGUGGAAAUAAAUGCUAUAAUGAUGAGCAGUUUUCUGGUUAAACUUCGUUCAGUGAACUUUCACAUGUAUUUGUACAGAUUUAUUAUGUACAAACAUACAGAACUGUCUAGAUAUUUUGGAAUAUAAUACAAAAUUUUUCAUAUGUUUACUAUAUUUGCUAGUUUAAUUAAUUCAGUCACUUAGUCAAGUUAUUUAGUUAUUUAAGGGAAUUGUUCAGGUAUUAGGAAUAAGUACUGUUUUUUUCGUAAAUUAUGAUGUGAUAUUGUGUAAAUGUAAACUAUGUUUUACUAUUAAGUUACGAAUGUUUUUUCUUGUGGUGAUGGUUAACCAAAGUUGUUAAAAUUGGUGUGCUUUAAGCAAAACAUUUCAGUUUCAAUCGCACACAAAUAAGUUUUUCACUUCAUUGCUGCUGUGCUGUAUGCAGGGAGAGUGGUGGUCCUUAUCUUUAACACAAUUCCAUCAUUAUUCAUGUACCAGAGUUCCAGAUGAUUGUGUACUGUAUCUCGCUACCUGAAAAUUAAAAUAUUCAUUAGUGCCGA